CUCCCUCGCUUCUGCAAAGCCCCCGAUGACAAUAUUAAUAAUAGUUCAUUUGAACGCAGUUUCUUGAUUUCAUUGAAUGAUAGCGAGAGGUAUCUGUUUGCUUACUUGCCCGCAUCUGACUUAGCUGAAUAAUUCAUUUUCCGCGUCAGUCGCCAGAUCUUCCUUUUCUGAACAUCAGAGCACGUAGUUUUUUUUUCCUCUUUUUUUUUUUUUUUUUUUCUUGCUCAGACAGCGUGCUGACAAUCGUACGAAUUGCAGAGCUCGACAGGAGGCGCUUGGCAAGCAGUAUGAGCAAUUGGGAGGUGAGUAAACACGCAUAGGAUUGUUUCUGGUAAUUGUAUCGGGCUCUGCGUCAUUUUUUUCUCUCCAAUUGUCCAAUAUAAGUUAAACAAGCCUUCAAGAAUUAUCGAUUGUACGAACUGGUUGUACGAACAGUAUCAUUUAAUUUUUUUUCUUCUUUUUUCCUUCUUGAACUGGAGAAUGCCGGAGUUGUUUUGCAGCGUUGCCAGCUGCCUGCCUGUUAGUCCCUGCUGUGUUGUCGCCGGAGUGGAUGCAGUCCGUAUCUUUAGUGUGUUUCAAACUAAAACGCUUCAUGGGGAUACAACAACCUUGGGAUCCUAUCAAAUAAGUUCGUUUUCAAGAAGUGAAGUCUGCCUGGAGGACUCUUAAAGGCUGCAAUUUGAACCAACGGCUAUACGAACGUCUGUGUAGGAAUACUGCCGCUCCUCGCACUGCCAAUGCUCCUUAUCAGUUUAAAAGAAGGCUGGUUUUCUGCCGCUCUGGGUUGUUAAAUGAUAUACGGGGGAUUCUUGUAAAAAGCAAAAUGCUGCUGCUUGUUCUGUUGGCUUUUUCCGUGUCCAGUUCGUAUGCUAACUCGGAUUCUGACCUCUCCGCCGAGACCUGCAGCGCUUGCUCUUGCAUGUCCAUCGAGAACGUCCUCUAUGUGAACUGUGAAAAAAUUACGGUGUACAGACCUACCCAGCUCAAACCCCCAUCCUCCAGUCUCUACCAUCUAAAUUUUCAGAACAAUCUAUUGAUUAUUUUAUAUCCCAAUUCUUUUCUCAAUUUCACACACGCUGUGUCUCUCCAGUUGGGGAACAACAAACUGCAGAACAUUGAGGGAGGGGCCUUCUAUGGACUCAGUGCUCUGAAACAGUUGCACUUAAACAACAAUGAAUUAAAAGUGCUCCGAGCAGACACUUUCAUAGGAAUUGAGAACUUGGAAUACCUCCAGGCUGACUACAAUUUAAUCAAGUUUAUUGAACGAGGAGCCUUCAACAAAUUGCAUAAGUUAAAAGUCCUUAUACUGAAUGACAAUCUCAUUCAAAGCCUUCCUGAUAACAUUUUCCGCUUUGCUUCCCUGACACACUUGGAUAUAAGAGGCAACAGGAUUCAGAAGCUGCCUUACAUUGGAGUGUUGGAGCACAUCGGGAGAAUAGUGGAAUUGCAGCUGGAUGACAACCCCUGGAAUUGUACCUGUGAUUUGUUACCCUUAAAGGCCUGGCUGGAAAACAUGCCCUAUAAUAUCUUUAUUGGAGAGGCGAUUUGUGAAACCCCCAGUGAUCUGUAUGGGAGGCUCCUAAAAGAGACUAACAAACAAGAGCUGUGCCCGAUGGGAACGGGCAGUGACUUUGAUGUCCGGAUGCCACCUUCGCAGCCAGAGAACGGGCAGACGACGUCCAACGUCUCUCCCACGACGACACUGCGACUCAUCACCAAAGCCCCCAAAGCAACCAACCCCUCAAAGAUAUCAGGUAUCGUCGCCGGAAAACCGUUCCCUGGGAAAAAUCUCAGCCAAAUUGUGUCCUAUCAGACGAGAGUCCCACCCCUUUCCCCCUGCCCCCUCCCCUGCACCUGUAAAACACACCCCUCUGACUUUGGCAUCAGUGUCAGCUGUCAGGAAAGAAACAUAGAACAUCUGGCAGAGGUAGUACCGAGGCCACCAAACGCAAAGAAACUUCACCUGAGUGGGAAUUAUAUAAGAGAUAUCAGCCCGGCUGACUUUCAAGGAUUCGAAGGUUUAGAUUUGUUGCAUUUAGGCAGCAAUCAAAUAGUGACGGUUCAGAAAGGUGUUUUUGCAAAUCUGACAAACCUCCGCAGGCUUUAUCUAAACGGCAAUCAACUGGAGCGCCUUUAUCCCGAGAUGUUCCUUGGGCUUAGUAACCUCCAGUACUUGUAUUUGGAAUACAAUGCCAUAAAGGAGGUUUUAGCCGGCACAUUUGACUCAAUGCCAAAUCUGCAGCUUUUGUAUCUGAACAAUAACGUGCUGAGGAGCCUCCCAGCCUAUAUCUUUGUCGGCGUCUCGCUGGCCAGACUGAACCUGAAGAACAAUCACUUCAUGAGUCUGCCUGUGAGUGGCGUUCUAGACCAGCUCAGAUCUCUCACGCAGAUCGACCUGGAAGGCAAUCCCUGGGAGUGCACAUGUGAUUUAGUGGCUUUGAAGCUGUGGCUGGAGAAGCUGAGCGAUGGUAUCGCUGCCAAGGAGGUCAAAUGUGCCUCCCCCGUUCAGUUCUCAAACAUCGAGCUGCGCCUGCUGAAAAACGAGAUCCUGUGCCCCAAACUGGUGGUGAGGCCCCCGUUCAUCCUGACCAGCCCCCCCGCCGUGGUCACGUCCAUGUCCCCCGGCGGCGUGGGCAAGGCGCCCCCUGGUGGCCCGGUGCCACUCUCCAUCAUGAUCCUCAGCAUCCUGGUGGUGCUGAUCCUCACCGUCUUCGUGGCGUUCUGCCUGCUGGUCUUCGUGCUGAGGCGGAACAAGAAGCCUGUGGGCCGGCACGAGGGCAUGGGGAGCCAGGAGUGCGGCUCCAUGCAGCUCCAGCUCCGCAAACACGACCACAAGUCCGGCAAGAAGGACGACCUGGGCGGGGAGACCUUCAUCCCCCAGACCAUCGAGCACAUGAGCAAGAGCCACACCUGCGGGAUGAGGGACUCCGAGUCCGGCAUGAAGUUCGCCGACUCCCAGCGGCAGAAGAUCAUCCUGAGAAACAGCGCUGACAAGGACAAAGACUCGUUGCACCCGCUGGACCCCAGGAAGAGGCUGAGCACCAUCGAUGAGAUGGACGAGUUUCUGCCGGGGAGGGAGUCCAACAUGUUCAUCCAGAACUAUUUGGAGAAACAAAAGGACUUCAACAGUAUAGGGGUGAGCGGGUUUGAAAUCCGCUACCCAGAGAAACCGCAGGACAAAAAAAUGAAGAAGUCUCUUAUAGGAGGCAACCACAGUAAGAUUGUUGUGGAACAACGGAAAAGUGAGUAUUUUGAACUCAAAGCAAAGCUUCAAGGAACCCCAGACUAUCUGCAAGUGCUAGAGGAACAGACAGCACUGAGUAAAAUGUAGGCCACCCAGCAUCUUUUCUUUCCCCCCUCAGUGACAAAAGUGCCUUCCAGAAAAUCUUAAUGACCAAUGGUUAACUGGACAAGUGUUUCCAGGGAGCAAAUCGACAUACGGUUAGUUGCCUCAUUUCCUUAGUAUUUAGUUGCUCUGUUGCAACGCAACCAUUUUUUCAAUGUGGUGAUGCCAUUAUUGAAUAUACUGUAGGAAUAUUCGACAUUGAACUGUACAAGACCUCCCUAAGAAACCGUGUAGUAAGUUGCUGCUAUUGAAAUUGGUACUUUCAGAUUAUCAUUAUUUUUUUAAGAAACCAAAAUCAUUAGGUUUGAAAACAGUGGUGAGUGUACUGUACCCCUCGUUGAACCCUCCUUCGUUGUUAUGUUUUGGGUGGACAUACGUGGUGGAGAAUUUUGUGUGAUCAGACAAUACCAAAAUGAGAGACUGUGAUGUUGGCCUGGAAAAAAGGAAUAGAGGUGUGGAUCUCCUUAUGUUAUAUACAUGUACCUGCUGACUCCAUCUGCUGUACAGUUUGGAUUAAUAGCUUGC
Molecule: messenger RNA, 3871 nt
Organism: Conger conger (European conger)
Lineage: Eukaryota; Metazoa; Chordata; Actinopteri; Anguilliformes; Congridae
Gene: slitrk4
Product: SLIT and NTRK-like family, member 4
Exons: 2
Coding region: 824-3331 (835 amino acids)
Biological process (GO): axonogenesis; positive regulation of synapse assembly; regulation of presynapse assembly
Cellular component (GO): membrane; glutamatergic synapse
Molecular function (GO): protein binding
Source: RefSeq, a predicted model, not a curated record